UUUCUCCCUCCCUCUCUCUUCCUCUCUUUCUCUCUCUCUCUAUCUCUCUAUCUCUCUCUAUCUGUCUAUCUAUCUAUCUAUCUACCUAUCUAUCUAUCUAUCCUUCCCUACCGAUUCGGUCGAGGCGACACGUUCGACGACGUCGUAGCCGACGAUUCAACCUAGAAGUUUUCCCCUAUCGCGCGAUCCUCUAUCGGGGAACCGAUCGAUCGAUGACGGGCUUCCGGUCGCGAGAGGUCCAGCCGACGACGACAAGCUGGCCAGGAACGGUGUGAUCGUCGGGUGGAAGAGGAGGAAGCUCCUGGCGAGCGCACCAUGGGGAACGCCGCCGCGAAGAACCACUACUCGAAGAGCCUCGCCGUCGGCGCCGCGUCCAGGAGACCACGCUGGGAGGGAUCAGGGCUUCCAGCACCGCCAGGGAAGCCGAUUUUAAUACCGGGUGCGGACGAAUCUCAGCCGGAGGUGGUCGCCAUUCGUUGGGAGAGGUCACCGAGUAACGGUGGCUCGGCCAUUGUCGGAUACCUGGUCGAACACAGGAGGCUCGGCUCGCAGCAUUGGGUACGCAGCACGACAGCGCUUUGCGCGUUCCCGGAACUGACCUUGAGCGGCCUCGAGCCCGGAUGGCGCUACCAAUUCAGGGUCAGGGCGCAGAACGCUGUGGGCCUCUCGCGGCCCAGCGAGGUCUCGGACCCACUGACGGUGACCUUGCAAAGGUCCGCCGCUUCCGCGCCGUCCUUCGAACUCGAGCUCAAGGACACGACCGUCCUUGAAAAUGACCAGGCUGAAUUUACAGUGAAAUUCAAUGGGUCCCCUCUGCCGAAGAUCUCGUGGUUCAAAGAUGGCUUCGAGAUCUUCAGCAGCAGACGAACUAGGAUCAUCACGGACGGUGGGAAAAGUGUCCUUCUAAUACAUCAAACCGCGUUGAACGACGAAGGUGAAAUUAAAUGCACAGCCACUAACAGAGCAGGUCAUACUAGUACCAAAGCUAGAUUAAUGCUGGAAGCACCUCCAAAGACACGACUACCACGCCAGUACGAAGAUGGCCUUCUGUUCGAACAGGAUGAGACGAUGAGAUUGAAAGUGUCAUUAGCAGGUAGACCACCGCCAUCUGUAACAUGGUACCACGAUGGCGAGGCAAUUUCAGAAGAUAGCAGACACAUCUUGGAAACAAUGGAUAAUGAAUCGAUUCUGAAGAUACCCGACGCAAAACGAAUGGACAGGGGGGAGUACACAGUUAAAGCCACAAAUAAACUCGGAGAGGACAUAUCUUCGUUUUUAGUUACGGUUACAGAUCGACCUGCUGCACCAGGUAAAGCGAUGGUAACUAUGACCCUAGGCAGGUCGGUGACGUUAUCCUGGAACGAACCAGAAGACGAUGGUGGUUGCAAAAUAGGAACUUACGUCGUCGAGUAUUACAGGGUCGGAUGGGACGUUUGGCUGAAGGCAACCACCAGCAGGCAGACCAAAGCGACGAUGUCCGAACUGAUCGAAGGAUCAGAAUACAAAUUUCGAGUGAAGGCUGAGAACCCUUACGGCAUGAGCGAACCCGGCGAAGAGAGCGAUGUGAUUUUCAUUCCAGAUUUGAAAAGAGGUAUAGUGACACCUUCCCUGGGUGGGAAGUCGCAGAGUCACCGCGAAAUCAGAUCACGUGAGAAAAGAGAGGUAAGCUUCGCAGUGCCGACUCAGAGAACCAGAAGCUUGACGAGGGAAGAAGGACGAGCGCGAGAUGAAGAUGACGAGGGACGUUUCGGACCGAGCAGUCGAUCCGUAUCAGCACAAAGGCUCAGCAGACCGUCCAGAGCAGACAGUAGAGUUACGUUUGCCCUGGACACGAUGGACAAGACGGUGACUCCCGUGCCACCAACCAGGUUAAGGGAUCAUUCCACUUCAAAGCACGACAGUAGGGCUGAUCUUCACGUGGAACAUUCGAAUAUUAGUGCAGACGUAACCGAGACUUUCAGCGACGAGAAAGACACUGUAACAGUUUCUAUGAUUCCUGCAACCGUGCCAGUGCUGCCACCCUUAACAGACGAAUCUAGUAAACGUUCAAUGUUCAGAGAAUCUCGCUCGCGGUCAGUCUCCGUUUCAAGGGAGCGCAGCAUGUCUCCUUUAUCGAUGCCUAAAAUCCAAGAAGAAGAGGGUUCUCCGGACACAAUACGUCCCGUUCGUCCUCAGAUAAAUAUAUCGUUAAGGAAACAACAAGCUAUCGUCGACGAACCAGAGCCACCCUUCAUAAGAACUCCUUCGGUGGAAGAAAAACCAAAUUCUCCGGUAACACCUAGAGAAGAUGACGAAACCGUGUUGCAUGGUAGCUCAGAGUUUAUGUUGGUAUUGUACACCGAAGACCAAGACAAGAAACUCGUGGACAUUGAUGGCAGGCCGAAAAGUUUAGAAACGAGACAAAGCGCAACCGAAGAAGCCGAGGAGAUGGAAGACCUCAUCCCGCCACCCAUGUCACUCUCUCUGCCAGAACUAUUCAGCGUGGAGCAUCAAGUAGUAGAAACUCUCCGCGAAGCGGUCAGCUCCACGGAAUUGCUACACGAGCGAGCAAUGGAGCGAUUCUACCGAGCAGUGGCAGCGGAGGAAGCCUCUGAGAUAGCUAAACGAAAGCAACAACUCGAAAGAAGGACCGGCGAACUCGCCACAACCGUCGAAGAAAAGACAGAAACAGAUGUAGACAACCAAGACACCCUGCGAACCUCAAUCCUACGCCGACUGUCCAAUCCCAGUGUCACUGCGCAGAAUCUAAUCACCUGGCAAGCGAAGAGAAACCGUCGAAGAUCAAGCGAAGGUCAAGCAGAAACGAUCAAGUCACCCCUAAAGGAACUGAUCACCCCGAGUUUGCUGUCUGCAGUGGAAGCUAGGUCAGACCCCAACUUGCCUAGUGAUUCGGAGACUCCAACAGGUGUCUGGGGGCUGGACAAGGAGGCGGACGCUGCCACGCAGCUGCGCAGGUGGCACGACAGUAAUGUACCAUUGGUGGGCGAGGAACAAGAGGAAAGAUCAAUGCUAAUAGAAACCGAUGAACUCACAUCGCGUAACAGAGCUAUGUCUCCAACAGCCCAAGCAAUCGGUCGAGCAGAUUCUCAGCAGGAGGAACUUGAAGAGGAAGAAAGCAUCGAGAGCUUGGAAGAAUCCGAGUCUGAGGACAUCAGCAGCGCGGACAGCGAGGACCUGAAACUGCUAAAGGCCAGAAUCCUAGCCAGGCAAGUGCUAGAAGAAGAGGACACCUAUCAUCCUAGAGGAAGACCGGUUCCCCAUGUCGAGCCUGACUUGCUUCCACCUCUUAAAAUACCAACUGUAGAUAUCACACCACCCACACCUAAGUCUGUUCCAGCUUCACCGACGGGAGUCAUUCCGAAAUCGAUAUUGAAGAAGCGUAAAGAGGAACCUAUCCCAGUGAACAGCUUUGGCAGACCAAUUCCUCCAGAGAAACCUGUUAGGAAAAUCUUACCCGUUCAAUCUGUGGAGCCAAUGAUCUCUACAGAAGGAGAUACUACUGACAGAGAAGAAAUUAGAACGCCUGAACCACCUAAGACACCAAUUUUAUCGGAAUCUGAUACGGAUAGCGUAUUGUCAGCUGGCGAAGCAGCGAAAACUCGGAGGAUCCAGGCGAAGAUGCGGACUACGACGUCCGAGGAAGAAGUUGACGAGGAAGAUCACGAGGCAAGGAUGGCAGUAGUGAAUCAUUACACUGAGAUCGUCAGAGAACAUUCGAGUCGAUACAAUUAUCGUAGUUCUGAGGAAAGAAAGUUCGACAGCAGAGCUAGCUCUAGAAGAUCCUCAUUCUCAGAAGAUCAAGAGGUGAAGACCCAAUUAAAUAGAGAACGGCCGGAAACAUCAACGCCUGGACAAGUGAUCAAGAGGCAAGACUCUAAAGAAGGGGCAGAAAAAGUGGAACAGAAGCCGCGAGGAAUAAUGAAGAAAGGCACCAAGAUCGAUAAACCAGAGGUACAAGAAGAUCAGAAACCGAAAAGAACCGUUGGUUCACGCGGAACGACGCCUGCUAGGGAGAUUAAAGCUAUCAAAGACAGUCAACCACGUCGACCUCGGUCCAGAAACGAGUCUCCAGCACCCAGAUCGAGAAACGUGUCGAAAGAUAGAGGUGAAACUUCCUCGAGAUCAUCUUCGAAGACCAGAGUCCGUGCUCCUUCGCAAGAGAGGAAAUCAAUUUCGAGGACGGGGUCUGAGGAACAACGAUAUAACAGAGAAAAGUCAGUUGACAUUGAGUCUAGACAAUCGAGGAGACCUUCUCACUCAAGGUCUAGCUCUAGGGACAGAAUCAGGCCAGAAACGCCGGUGAAGAUAAAGGUGGAACGUUUGCAAAAAGCAUUAGAGAGCAAAAAGUAUCGUUCUUCUAAACGAGGUUCCAGAGCUGAAUAUUCGGAACAGGGUCGACAGAACGACGAACAACUAGCGCUGGAGGCUACUAAGAAUGUUAGAUUCACAGUUGAUUACGUCACGGACCUAACAUUGCUAAUGGCAGCUGUUUACGUGUAUUUGUUUAAGAAAGAAACCAUGGCGAUUCCCUUUAUAGCGCUUCUUUUAUAUAGGAGAAUUCAGCAUGAGAUAAAAGGGCGGGUGUCUGAUUACACGACGAAAGCCAAGGGACCACCGCAAUGGCUGGAGCCAGACCAGGUCCUUACGGUUCAUGGGCGCGCAGGGGACGAUACAGUCAUCGAACCGAAACUACGAUGGUCCGACGUUUUCGACGAGCUACGAUUCGAACUGAAACGCGGGGAUAUACCGAUACCAUCCGAUCGGUACCGAAUUCAAAUGAGAGGCAAUGUCGUUCAAUUAACCUUGAAACAAACCCAGAAAGAAGACACCGGCCACUAUGCUUUGGUGGCGACGAGGGUCGGGCAAGGGUUGGACAAAGGGUCCCCGAAGAAGAUUCAACUCAAUAUCGACGAAUCGUACACCGAGGAGGGUGACCCACCAAUUUUCUUGCGCAGGUUAACCGAUCUGGCAGUCAAGGUCGGCACCAGAACUCGGUUCCUCGUGGAAAUUCGAAGUUCAACGACACCAAAGAUUACUUGGCAUCGAAAUGCUGAACCGGUACACGCGGGAUCGAGGUUCUCUUUCGUCCACGAAGGGAACUUCUACUGCGUGGACGUGGCGCCAGUCACGGUCGAGGACGAAGGAUAUUGGUCUUGUAUGGCGGAGAACCGGGACGGAAGGUCCUCGUGCACUUCCCGUCUGACUGUAAUUGUGCCGAAAGCUUACAAGCGACCAGAAUUCAUCGAGGAACUUCGUGCUCUCCUGACAGAAGCUGGUACAGUGUCCUUAGAAUGUAAAGUGGUCGGCGUACCAACACCCGUGUUAAGGUGGUUCAAGGACGACAAAGAAAUUAAGGCCGGUGAUGUCUUCGCUUUAACUGCCAACCCUGAUGACUCAACCUCCCUUGGCAUUUACACGUGUGAAGCGGUCAAUUGUAUGGGAAUCGCUUAUUCCUCCUCGAAAGUGCACGUAGUUGGUAAAGGUAGUAGAGAAGGUUCUUUAAAACCAGCGGACUCCUUAACCCUGACUAGUCCACUUCCUGUCUUCAAACAAAUCCUAAAGGACGAAUGUUGUCGAAUUGGGGAAACACUCCGUCUUGCUUGUCAAGUCGAAGUACCACCAUGGCCAAAAGCAAUCACUUGGUACAACAAGGAAGGUCGCGUAGAACCCAGCGACAAAUAUCAUGUAAUGGAAGAUGGCCUCGGUGGAUAUUGUGUAGAAGUAUAUCCGGUGGAAGCAAUGGAUGAAGGCGAAUGGAAAUGUGUCGCAACCAAUGCAGAAGACAUGAAACAAUUCACUACUUGCUAUGUUGCAAUGUCCAUUCCAAAGAAUUAUAGGAAACCUCGCUUCAUGGAGAGUUUAAAAGCUGUCUUGACAGAAGAAGGAUUGGUAUCCUUUGAGUGCAAGGUUGUCGGGUUUCCGACGCCAUUGCUCAGAUGGUUCAAAGAUGGCCAGGAAUUAAAACCGGGUGACGUUUAUCAGUUGACUGGAACCAACUCUUUAGGUUCUUACUGCUGCAUAGCCAGAAAUUGCAUGGGAGAAGCAACGAGCACAGCCGAAUUAACGAUCGAAGAUAUUCAGAACCAACUGAACGAAGAAGAACGUCUGCAGCUUCUGAGCACCAACCAACCGCCCUCGUUUAUCAAGGGUCUCAGGAGCUGCGAAGCAAGAAUCAACGAAGAUUUCCGAUUUACUGUCCAAGUCAGCAUUGCGCCCGAGCCAAGCCUUUCUUGGUACAGGGACGACGUUCCGGUGGAUGAGAACGAAAAAUACCACGUUGCCAAGGAGAAUCUUGGCACGUGUCACCUCGAUGUAGGAAGACUCGAAUUUGUCGAUCAAGCAGAGUGGAAGUGCGUGGCUUCCAAUGAUUUUGGUUGUAGCGUUACAUCCUGUUUCCUCAAACUAAUCAUUCCCAAGCACUUCAAGAAGCCGAAGUUUCUUGAAAGUUUGCGCGCCAUAUUGUCGGAAGAGGGUGCAGUGAAUCUGGAGUGUAAAGUGAUCGGUGUACCGCAACCAAUUCUGAAAUGGUACAAAGAUGGCGUCGAAUUGAAACCAGGAGACAUACACAGAAUCAUUUCGGGACAAGAUGGAACGUGCUGUUUAGGAACGUACACCUGCGAGGCUACGAAUUGUAUGGGAUCGGUCAGCAGUUCUGCAUCUCUUCUAGGUUUCGAAGACAAAUUGCCAGUUCGAAAGGAAGUGAAAGAAGUACAAUCGACGAAUGGUCACGAGCUGGCCAGAAACUUGUCGCUCUCGACGAUACACGAAGAGAGAACUUCUCAGCUGUACGAUACACCGCAAACCGAUCAUUCCGUGACGUUAGACGAUCGAGGAGAGGUGUCCUUUAGUUUCGAUGGAAAAGAAGUCUCCGUCAGCCUCUACGAGACACCCGAUCUCACUGAAGAAGAAGCUCUUCAGAUUGUCGAGAUGUAUGCUGAUCAGCUGUCCGAACACGUAACAGAGCACAACGUCAUCGAACUGCCACCAAUGAGGUUCGUCAAAGAGUCCUCCACCUCCGGAAACUUGUUAAUGGAAGCAGUAGUCAUCGACGUGUCACCAGACUACUUCGUCAGCGCGGAAGACGGCGACGAUCUCCGCACUGAAGCUGACUUCGAAGAUGUCUCAAUCCUAGACGACAUCACCAGAGUCCUAUCAUCCCCCGAAAGAGACUCCCGCAGCUCCUUAAAGAGAUCAGCGAGAUACAGUUUAGAUGACGACGAGAAACCUCCAUCGAGACCUCCUCGAAAAAAGUCCAGCUCCUCUUCAAAAAGCGAUAAGAGCGAGAAAAGUCAGCGGAUGGAGUCAGAAAGCUUCCACAGCGCCCAAAGAGAAGAAAGAUUCUCCCCAGUGUCCCCAAUUUCACCAGUAUCCUCCCUAAGACAGGACGACAGCGACACUUUCGCGGAUGCUUUGUCAUCCGCCCGCCUCUCCAUCUCGGAGACCCAAGCACAGAAGAUGUACGACUACGCGGAAGGCCGCAAACGCAGUCUAAGUGGCGAGAAGACAGCUGGCUCUAGCAUAGACGACGGCAUAGGCGGUGAUUCGUCGUUCGACUCAGUGACUGGAGCGGCUAAGAAGAAGCGGCACAGAAAGAAGAAGCACAAACGUGACAAAGGUAGCUCGGAAGAGUCUUCUUUAGGCAGCGAGAUCGAAGGCAAGCGGCGCAGAAGUAGAUCAGGCAGCGUUAAAGAGGAACUUCAUCAACGAGUGGAGUCUAUCCUUAAAACAGAGGAACCGUACAUAGAGGAUGUAGCAGAGAAGUCGUCUGAAAAGAAGCAGUCCACCAGUGAAUCUGAUAAGUCCAUGUCGAAGAGCAACAAGGAAAGAUUGCUGGACAGCUUAAAAAAGCUGAAGGACCCUGUUCUAACUGUCCGAGACAUUUUAGUGGACAUAGAUAACUUGGACUCUCAGUUGAACGUAGCUAACGAAGAAGCUUGCAGGAACUUUGUGACUGAGAAUAUCAUCAAACCAAUUCAGAAUCUUUGUGAAGAAGUGUCUUCGAUAGAAUCGAAGGCCUUGAAGAGUGCUGGAGAUAGGUCGCUAGCUCAGACAACUAGGAUAUCUUUGCUGGAAUCAAUUGGUGGGCCAACAGAAGAACUUUUAAGGGGUAUGGAGUUAAUUGAACGCCAGGAGAACGUGAAGAGCAGGAAAGCGGAUGUUAUAGGUAUCUUGGAGAGUCUCACUGAUCCUGUCGACGAGAUCUUGAUGGGUAUAACUAAGAUUGAAUACGAGACGACUGGCAGGGCUACUGGAGAGAGACCUAUAGCUCUCAUCAGGAUGAUGUCCGCAGUGUCCAAGCUUGACGAAACGGUUAAAAAUAUUUCUAAGAUGGACAAGACUGAAUCCAGAUUAGUUUUCAGCGUGGAAGAGAUCCUGAACACCUUGCAUUUCUUCGUAAGUGACGUUGCUGUAGAUCCAGCUAAAGGAACGAUAGAAACUGUGGACACUGUGGUAGUGGAGUCCUUGUCGAAGUCUGUUGAUGAUAUUACUAAAGCCUUGAAUCGCCUACCGAUGGUUGAAGGGAUACCCAAAUUCACGGACGAAUUAAUAUUACCCAUCCGGGAAUUGAAAGUGAAAUUGGAUACCUUGAAGAACGUGUUGAAGACUUACGAAUCGAAAGGAAUAUUAUCGGAGCAUCGAACGAAAUUGAUAGAGUCUCUGCAAGAUUCAGUGGAUCAAACUGUGGAAGAGAUUCAGAAAGUAAAGGAGAAGAGACCUGAGGAGAAAUUACAAAUUGAAGAUUCGAGACAGGAUAUUUUGAAAGAAGCAAGGUUGACACUUCAAGAAGCCUUAAAAUCUUACGAGAACAUCGCAGGAACAUUGGACCCAAGGCUGUCUACUAUCUUCGAUCGAAUCGAUGAGAUGUAUCGUAGACUUAGGGUUCCUCAGAAGAAAGAAAUUGGUUUAGAGUCCUUAAUUAGUUUAGAAGGUCCCCUGUAUUCCCUACAAUGCGCUCUGUCCUCAGUGGCCAUAGCAGAGAAUUCAGAAAUAGUUUUCAAGCUCCUGGAACCUGCAAUUUCGCAGCUGAGAACCACUGUGUCUAACCUAGGUGAGAAUUCCUUGCAACCAAUAAUGGAAACCUUGAAUAACAUAGACAGAAUGAUCCAAGUGACUGAGCCAGAAGAAACAGUCUCUUCUAGGUCGGUCCAAGAGGAAACCCUGACAGACCGAAUCCUCGAUCCUCUAAUUGACGUUCAAUCAGCUUUAAGCGCAGCACUGCAAAACGUCGAAGAUGUUGAUACUGUGACAAACGGAGCUGCUAGUACUCAGAAACUGUUAGCUUCAUCAGAGAUCACUGCCUGUUUGGUAGAACUGAGACAGUACGUGUCGGAUGCUACUCGAACAGCGAUGACUCUUAGAGAAGAUGAAAUGAUGAUGAGUCUGGUGGAUUUAAAAGAACCUUUAUUAGACCUUCAAUUGGCUUUAGCGUCUGAAGAAAGAACUACUCAAGAGCUACCAAUGAUUCGCAGGAUACCUUUGCCUGUUGAAAAGCUGAAGAAGGCUGUAUUGAAAGUCUUGCGUCAUUCUCCCUCUGAAAAAAGAGCAAAAUCAAUGAACGUUGUCUUAAAAACGAUAGAACAGAUAGAAACUCAAUUACCAAAGACUAUAUCUAAAUUAUCAGAAAUUGAGGAUUCUCAGAAACACUUCCUAGAAGAUUUGAACGUGGAUCAGAACCUCAGUGACGUUCACUUUGCUUUAUCUUCAGCAUUGGAAAGACAAGAGAAAAGUUUUCCUUCGCAUACGUCGAAUUUGGCUGCUUGUAUUGAAGAAUUGAGACAGUCUAUAGGUUCAACAGCAGUGGAGAUAGCUAAUUUGAGGAAUCCAGUGGACGAUGACAUCAUUAUACAAGUAUCUAUGCUGAAAGAUGCUUUGUUAACCCUGCAGAGAGUUCUGCUGACCCAGCAACACGCCCCUGAAGAGGAGCAGAUUUUGAAAGAUCUUAUGAAUCCCAUUGGAAAAUUAAAGAAUCUUGUCAGAGGAAUCACAAACACUGAUGCUAAAACUGAACCUGUUGUUCCAGUACUCGAGUUGCUAGAAGAAAUUGAAAAGGACACUCCCCUGAUCACAAAAGAAACUUCCAAGAAGAAACUACAAAGGGAGAUGAAAGAAGAAAAAGAAGAGGUAAAGUGGCAGGCUGUAACAUAUCGUUUAGCAGGACGGAUCAGUCGAUCAUUGGAUCCUAUGAAACACUGGUUAUCAACCACAUCAGAAGACAGCAUGAAAGAUGAGGAAGAAUCAGCAUUGAGCUCAACAAUCGACGAGCUGAAAAGGGAUGUGAACAAGAUUGCUAUAGAGACUUCCUACUCCGAGCCUCCUAGCGACGAUAAUCUCAUUGAGGCCUUGGUGGAUCUACGAGAACCUUUGAUUAGGCUCAAGAACGCGAUUUCAAUCUACCAUGAGCCAGUAGACUUAACUACUUUAGAAGGUUUGAGCAGACCCAUGAAAUACCUCCUUCAAACCAUCAUGGACGUUCUCAAGGACCAUGCUCAAGAAGAAUCUCUGCAACCGAUAGUAGACAUUGUAGAAGAGAUUGAAAAUCAGAUACCGAUCUCCAUCAAAGAAGCAUUAUACAAGAAAGAGCUGAGUGAAGUAGUUAAGUCGCUGGUGCAGGAAGAAAAAGAAUUGAUCACCUCAAAGGAAACGAUUCAAGAAGAAUCUUUGCCACAGGAUGUAAAGGAAGAAGUGACAUCUCAGGCCACAAUUCCUGAAGGAACUCUGGAAACUACGUCUGUUCUACCUGAAAGCAAAUUCUCCGAGUCCCUGGUGGAACAAACUACCGUAGAAGACAUGAGUUCACACAGAUCUGAGGAGAUUGUUACUAGAAUUGAAGAAUUGCCGAGGAAAGAGGACUUGAAGAGCGAAAAGAUGAAGAAGAAAGAGGUAGUCGACCUAGCAAUCUCUUUGUCAAAGACACUGGAGAACGUUCAGUUCGAUGUCACUGGAAUUUUAGAAGACUUCGAUGACCCAACUGCUGGCAGUGCAACUUUGCCAACUUCUGCGUUAGCUAACUCAUUAGAGGAAUUCGUCAAAGCUGUUUCUACGAUGCGUGUGGUGAUUGGUAGCUACGAAGAGGCGAUUGAAUCUUCCGAUCAAGUAGCUAAUCAGACAGUCUCCAUGCUUCAGAAUCUUCUGCAGCCUUUGAACAACAUUGAGGACGUUCUUCUAGAAACUCAUCAGUACGGUGUGCAAGAGCUUUUCAUUUUGAACCACCUGGCACAGCCCCUGGAAGAAAUCGAAAGUAAAAUGGUGAACCAAACUAUAGAGAAGCUGGACAGAGCUUCGGAUGUGGUACAGAGAUGCGAGCCUGUUCUUCAUGCUAUACAUAAUAUUAAGGACAAAAUACCAAUUGCAGUGCGAGACAUACAAUCCAGGCAGCAGCUACUAGGUUCACUGAGAGAAAUCGCAAAGCCCCUCGAAAACAUUCAGGAACGAAUGAAGGUCCUCGAGACACAAGCUGAAGACACUUUAGAAACUGACGUAGCUAGGAUCCUUUUAAAUCCUGUACAAGUUUUAUUAAACACUAUCAACGCCACCUCCCAAGAUGUCCAGUUACUAGAUCAACGCAGAGAAAUCGUCAUGGAGCUCAGAAACUUAGUGGAACCCUUAGUGGAAUUCUUGAGCUGUUUAUCAGUGGUUCAAAGCAGUCGCAAGAGUUUGGUGCCAGAAGCAGCUUUACUGGAUGAAAGGAGGAAUGUAAUCCUCAAAGCAGUCGAAGGACUUCAAAGGCAGACUAUCAGCACUCUGGAAGGAAUACCUAAUUUAGAAGGAGCAUCGCUGUACGAGAAACCACUGGACACGUUGAAAAAUGCAAUAGUCUCUGUUCAGAAACAAAUAGGCAAGACAGAUUACUCUAGAAGACCUAGCAACGUAGAAUUCACUUUGCAGUAUAACAUUUCGACUUCACUGGACCAUUUAAGAAGCACUAUCGUGUCUUUAGAGGAGGAUGCAGAUGUGGGAUUGAAGGAGAUCGUUUCGAAGUCCCUGAAAGCCUUGCAGAAGCAAAUAUCUCUAUCAAGGACAUAUUUCAUUGAAGCUAGCAGUGAUCAAUCCGUCGAUGAAGAAGCAGUCGUUGAAGGUUUCUUGUACCCUGUCAAUCAGCUUCAGUCAGCUUUGAACGUACUCAGAGAAAAGCUUGAAGGUGGAGCGAUGAUAUCGAUUUCGAGUGAAUCGAUGAGACGUUUGAAGAGUUUAGCUAAAUCUACGUCUGACUUAGCUUCCUCGUUGUCCGCACACCGGAUACAUCUGAUCAGGGAAGGCGCAUCUGAAGGAUCCUCAUUCGUUGAGACAUUGUCCGCUCUUGCAGAUGUUUUGGAAGGUGUAAAUGUUUGCAUUAGAAAAGUUGAAGAAGUAGCUAUCGUAGAAGAAAAAGCAGCCGAGGAUCGAGGCGCUUCAGCGGACAUGCCAAUUACUAUAACGCAGAUAGAGACGAUCGUGGAUGAAAUUAUUGAAGUUUCUAAGGAAGAAUUUGAAAGUGUGCUGACAAUUGAAGAUGUGCCACGUAGGGAAGAGAUGAGAAUCAAUGAGGCGAGACUUGUGGAACAGGUUCAAAGGGAAAGUGUGUCGAUGGAAGAUGACUUAGCUAGGAAACUCGAAACUGAAGCUUUAGAGUCAGAAGCGAUGAAGAAGGAGAGAAUGAAAGUAGAAGAAAAAGUUAUGGAGUCUGGAAACUUAAACAUCGAAGAAUUAAAAAGUGAACUAAACAAAGAAGAGGUGAAAGAUGAUCAAAAGGUGAAAGCAAUAAAGACGAAAGAAGAAUUGCUGAAGAAACAGAAAAAAGAAAUAAAACUGUCGUCUGAGAAAUCAGAAGAAGAGUUACUAAGAGAAGAAGAGGAAACAAGGAAAGAAACUAACAAGGCGAAGGUGCAAAGAAUGGUAAAAUUGAUUCUGUCAAUGGAACAACCGUUCAAAGAAUUAACAACUCUUAUGCGUCUAGCCCUGGAAGAGCCAGUUUCCUCCAAGUCAGAAGAAGAAAAACGAAAGAUUCGAGAACUGACUGCCCUCGUCCAAAUUUUGAACGAUUUGAAAGCUACAACUAUCUCUAUCGAACAGAAUACGUAUUCUUCUUUAAUUCCAGAGUUAGAGGAACAGUUUCUUUGUACGCUAGACAUUUUAAUGGGUGUUAGGCGAGCUGCAGAAAAAGUUCUUUGCUUGACUCAGAAAGAACUGACACCAGCGUUAAAAGAAAAUGUGAUGGUGUCUUUGCAGUUCUUACUAGAACCUCUGGAAACUUUACAGCAGAAUUUGUCUAGCUUCGAAGAAUCAUCUCUUCAUCUACAAAUGAGAGAAGUAAGUGGAGCAAUUUUCGAAUUGGUGAAUGUCAUUCGUAGAACUACGGAACUGAAGCACGAAAAAGUCCUGGAAGAAAUUAGAGUGACAAGAUCACAGGAAGAAAGACAAGGAAUCGAAGAUGCAACUGCAAAGCCUUUGCAAGAGCUGAUAGAAGCUAUAAUGGUGUCUCAAGAACAAAUAAAACGCGAUGACAUGUCUCCAUUUGGUUCUAUAUCGCCUUCAAUUGCACCGACUGAUCUAUCCGAGCAACAGAAACUAGUUAGUGACAGCGAAAGCAGAUUGGACACAGACCUAGUCGAGAAAAUAGUCAGUCCUAUUAAGAACUUGAGAGAAUUGGUCGCUAAAAUCGAGAAAGAAGAAAUGGAAGAAACCGAAGAAUUGGAUCUAGCGACGAAAAGGACAGCUACUUAUAUAUUGAACACCAUCAUUCAGCCAUUGGAAGAACUGAAACAAUCUUUGAGUGUCUCUGCGGAGCAACAAACAGUGGAAACUGAAGAAACUGUACAGGAAAUUAGGGCAGUUUCACCAGUGCAAUCGUUGACAGUUGGAAGUGUUUUAGAGGAUCUCCAGAGGUCCAUUGCUAAUAUACAGGAAGAAAUAAUUCUGGAACAAAUGGAAAAGGUUUCCAAAGUGGAACGAGAAGUUAGUGUAAACGAAGUAGAAAAGUCUCUUGAAGAUCUGAAAUUUUCUUUGGGAGCUGUACAAAAGUUGGCAACAAUUGAGAGUGAACACUCAGAACAAUUAUUUGAAAUGGAUAGAACAACUGUCGUGGAAACGUUUGUUAAAUCAGUGAAGGAGCUCGGUCAAAAAUGCUUGGCAAUUGCCAGUUUGCCUGAAACAAGAGUUAUGUCAACGCAAAAAGAACAAAAACAAGAAUUACGAAAAGUGAUUGAUAUAUUGAAGGAAACUACAUCUGAAAUUGAAAUGCACACAGCGCAAGAAAUUACAGCUUCAGAUCAAACUGGCAUGGAUGUAGUGGAAGCAUUGCAACCUUUAGUGCAUCCUCUAGAAGAAUUGGAACAGGUGUUAAGUACAGCAGUGCAGCAGGUGACCACAUCGUCACCGGAAUUCGUUGACGAAAUUGGAGAAGAAUUAUCUUUGGAAACAGUGAAACUGAUUCCAAUUAUGGAAGAACUGCAAAAAUCCAUCGCUGUAAUUGAACAACAGUCUGUGCAGGCUAAAAAAGCUGAAGUGUCAGAGCUAAAAGGUAAAAGCUCUGUUGCUCAAAUUAUAGAAGCUCCAUUAGAAGAAUUAAAAUGUUCAGUAGAGGCUAUUCAAAAGUUAGAAUUGGAAGAAGCUAAGCAACUGACAACUGAAGAGAAAACAGAGGCUUUGAAGGCGGUAGCCAAAUGCGUGGAAGAAAUAGGGAAAGUGUGUUCAGUUGUGACUAGCCAACAGAAAGCCCAAGUGAACUUUGUUGAACAGCCUCAAGCAGCGGAAAUGCAGCAAGUCCUUGAAACUAUCACCAGUCCAAUUCAAGUACUAAAGGAAACGAUGUCAGAAAUCGAAAUGCAAACGACUGAAGAAGCUAAAGCUUUAGACCAAGCUAGCAAAGAAAUAGUGGAAGCCUUAAAACCACUAGUACACCCAUUAGAAGACUUUGAGCAAGCAUUAAGCACAGUUGUUCAACAGGUUGCCACAGUAACACCUGAGUCUGCUACUGAAAUCAAGGAAGCUGCCUCAUUGGAAAAGAUGAAACUGACUCCAGUUUUGGAAGAACUACAAAAAUCCAUUGCACUAAUUGAGAAGCAAGUUUUAGUGCAGGUUAAGAAAGCCGAAGUGUCAGUUGUCGAAGAUGAAAGUUCACUUGCUCAAAUUAUAGAAGCUCCAGUAGAAAAAUUAAAAUCCUGUAUGGAAGUUAUUCAAAAAAUGGAAUUGAGAGAAGCAAAAGAACUAACAGCUGAAGAGAAGACGGAGGCCUUGAAAGCAGUAGCCAAAUGUGUGGAAGAAAUAGGAAAAGUAUGUUCAGCAGUGACCACUCAACAGAAAGUCGAAGUUAGUGCUGUUCAGCAGCCACAGGCAGCUGACCUGCAGGGAGUUAUUGACAUCAUUGCCAAUCCACUUCAAGUAUUAAAGGAGACAGUGUUAGAAAUUGAAAUGCAAACCAGUGAAGAAGCCAAAGCCUUAGAUCAAGCUACCAAGCACGUAGUGGAAGCGUUAAAACCAUUGGUACAUCCAUUAGAAGACCUGGAACAAGUAUUGAGUACCGCAGUUCAGCAAAUUAUCGCAGAAUCUACUGUUGAAGCACAGAAAGCUGAUUCAUCAGCCGAAAAAAUGCAACUGACACCAAUUUUGGAAGAACUACAAAAGUCCAUUGCUGUAAUUGAAGAACAAGUUUCUGUACAAGCUCAAAAGGCUGACGUAUCAACUGUGAAAGCUGAGAGUUCUGUUGCUCAGAUUAUAGAAGCCCCAUUAAAGGAGUUGAAGAACUCUGUGGAAGCUAUUCAGAAAUUGGAACUGGAAGAAACUGUACAACUGACUACUGAAGAGAAGACAGAAGCAUUGAAGACAGUUGCCAAAUGUGUGGAAGAAAUAGGAAAAGUGUGUUCAGCAGUAACUACUCAACAGAAAGUUGAAGUCAGCAUUGUUCAACAAUCUCAAGCAGCUGAAUUGCAGCAAGUCAUUGACACGAUCGCCAGUCCAAUUCAAAUACUAAAGGAAACAGUAUCAGAAAUUGAAAUGCAAACCACUGAAGAAGCUAAAGCUUUAGAUCAGGCUAGUAAGAACGCAGUGGAAGCUCUGAAACCAUUAAUACACCCAUUAGAAGACUUAGAACAAGUAUUGAGCACUGCAGUUCAGCAAGUUAUCACGGAAUCUACUGAUGAAGCUCAGAAGGCUGAUUCAUUAGUCGAAAAGGUGAAACUGACACCAACAUUGGAAAAAUUACAAAAGUCCAUUGCUGUAAUUGAAGAACAAGUUUCUGUACAAGCUCAAAAGGCUGACGUAUCAACUGUGAAAGCUGAGAGUUCUGUUGUUCAGAUUAUAGAAGCCCCAUUAAAGGAGUUGAAGAACUCUGUGGAAGCUAUUCAGAAAUUGGAACUGGAGGAAACUGUGCAACUGACUACUGAAGAGAAGACAGAAGCAUUGAAGACAAUUGCCAAAUGUGUGGGAGAAAUAGGUAAAGCGUGUUCCGUCGUUGCCAGUCAGCAGAAAGUCGAAGUUAGUCUUGUCCAGCAACCACAAGUGGCUGAAUUUCAGGAAGUCAUUGAGGCUAUCACCAGUCCAAUUCAAAUACUAAAGGAGACUAUGUCAGAAAUUGCGAUGCAGACGACUGAAGAAGCCAAAGUCUUAGAUCAAGCUGGCAAAGACGUAGUGGAGGCUUUGCAACCUCUGGUACAUCCUCUGGAAGAAUUAGAACAAGUAUUAAGCACAGCAGUCCAGCAAGUGAUCACAGUGUCUUCUCAAUCAGCUGACCAAGUAAAAGAAGAUGCAUUAGGAGAAAUGAAACUAUCUCCAGUUUUAGAAGAAUUACAGGAAUCCAUUGCAGUCAUCGAACAACAAGUUGCAGUGCAAACUAAGAAAGCUGAAGUAUCAGACGUGAAAAGUGAAAGUUCUGUUGCUCAAAUUAUAGAAAUUCCAUUGGAAGAAUUAAAAUCCACUGUGGUAGCAAUGCAGAAGUUAGAGUUGGAAGAAACGAGAGAACUGACAACUGAAGAAAAGACAAAGGCUUUGAAGGCGGUAGCUAAAUGCGUCGAAGAAAUAGGAAAAGUAUGUUCAGCUGCAGCUACUCAACAGAAAAUUGAGGUUAGCCUCAUGCAACAACCACAGGUAGCUGAAAUGCAACAAGCUCUUGAGAUAAUUUCGUCUCCUCUUCAAAUGUUACAUGAGACAGUAUCUAAAGUUGAACAGAAGAUGCAAGAAGCUGAAGGUUUGCAGGUUUCUGAAACUGAAAAAGUAGUUGCUGUGUUGAACACAUUGGUUCAACCUCUAGAAGAAUUAGAAAAAUCCUUAUCCGUGGCUGUUGAGAAAACAAGUACCCUCGAAGAAGAAUCAACGAGGGAAUUAAAAGAUUCCUCAUUAAAACUGAAUAUUGAACCAAUUUUACAAGAACUUGAAAGAUCCGUUGCAGAAAUCGAAGAUCACGUCUACCUAGAAUCAACAACAAUGGUAGGAAAAGGUGCAUCAGAAGGUUCCAUAGUAAAAGAAUUGAAAGAACCAUUGGAACAGUUGAAGUUAUCCUUAGCUGCUGUCCAAGAUACUAUGUCUAUCGAAGUUGCUCAAACAGCUGAUAUGCCGGAUAAAAUCUCGACUUUGACAGCUUUCGCGAAGUCAGUGGAAGAAAUUGGUGAAAAAUGUUUAGCAGUGAUUUCACAGCAGCAAGUUGGCGUACAGUUGGUCCCAAAGAAAUUAGAAAAAUCGCAGGUGGAGAUCCUAGAGAUGGCGAUCAAUCCUCUACAAGUAUUAAGAGAAUCGAUUAGCAACAUCGAAGAAGGAAAAUUGGGAGAACUACAUAGUUUAGAUACAUCAGAAACAAGCGAAGUACAGAAAGCGUUAAAACUCCUUGUGGAACCUCUGCAGAAGCUAGAAAUCUCUUUGUCUUCGACUGUCCAACAGGCUGUGUCAACGGAAUUUGAGAAAGCUGAAGAAAUCACAGGCCAAGUUCAAAUACUGGAAAUUUCUCCUGCGAUAGACGAGCUUCAAAAAUGCGUUGCAGAGGUUCAAGAACAAGUAAAACUGCAAAGUACAGCUGCAGAAUCCUCUGUGCAAGCGUCUUUCUUCGUGGAAGCUGCCAAAAAGUCUUUGGACGAGUUAAACGCCUCCCUGACUAUUAUUCAAAGGGCUAGCACCGUUCAACCUACAGGAGAGGAGAAAGUGUCAAAGAUGGAGAAAAAAGCAGCUGUACAAGAUUUCGCUAAAUCAGUCCAAGAAUUCGAAGAAAUGUGUCUGAUAAUUCCUCAGCAACAAAUGUAUACGAGAAAAUUAAGGAAAGUGGACACUAGGGUCUUACAGACAAUUAUCACGCCUAUUCAAACUUUGCGCGAAACUAUAGUGAAAGUACGCAAAGAGAAUGUAGAACAAGUAGGUGUUAUAAAAGUUGAAAAUGCGAAUAUCGAAACAUUGACUCCAUUGAUGAAUCCUCUUGAGAAGUUAGAGAAAUGUUUGGCAACCACAGUGCAGCAAGCAACAGGUCAGAAGGCUGAAAUCACUGAAUUACCAAAGGAAGAUCCUCAAAAAGCGAUUGCCCUUGAACCAAUUCUUGAAGAACUGAAAAAAAGCAUUACCGUGGUCGAAGAACAAUUAACAGACACCUCGAAAGUAUCUUCGAGGCUGAAAUUCGCCGAAAAUAUCAAAGACGCGAUUUCAAAGUUGAAAUCAACCGCGGCAGCUGUCCAGAAAGUAGUAAAAUCUCCGCUAGAAAUUAAUGAAGAAAUGAAGUCAGAUCAGGCGUCUCUUUUAAGAGACUUCUCCCAAUCAUUAAAACAGUUACAAGAAAGCUACUCGGUUGCUAUGAAACAACAGGAAAUAGAAAAACAACCAGAGAAAGUUAAAAAACGUAAAACAAGAACGGUGAAAUCGGAGGUUCUUCAGAAGAUCAGUGACACUGUUCAAGUAUUCCGUGAAUCCCUUUCGCAGAUAGAAGAAAACAAAAUAGAAGAAUUGAAAGAACUAGAAGUGAUAAAAGAUGAGAAAGCUGAAUUAAAACUGCAAGUACUUAUCGAGCCACUAAAUGCUUUGGAACAAGUUCUGCGAACAUCUGUUCAAGAAGGCGCGAUGAUUUCUUCAGAAGCUUCCGAAGAGCUCAGGCAAGAUGAAGUUCCUUUGGAAAGAUUGAAUUUACAGCCGGUACUUGAAGAACUUAAAAAAUCAAUUGUCGUUAUUCAACGACAAUCUAACGAAAUCGCAGCAUCAGCCAACAUUGAAAUGCUAGAUCUCGCGAAAACAGCUGAGAAACCUUUAUCCGAGCUAAAAAUGUCCAUUGCAGCGAUCGAAGAAAUCACGAAAACUCUAGACGAAGCUGAAGAAAUUAAAACGGACGAACAACCACCUUUCGAAGCCUUCGCAAAGUCGGUAGAAGAAUCAGGAAAGCAAUUGGUAACGGUAGCCAAGCAAGAAGUCAAGAAAAUGGCGGACACCCUAAGAGAGAAGAAGACAACUCGCGAUUUCGUUAAAACUGUCAUCGCGCCAAUUAAUGAAUUGCAGAAUACAAUCUUGAACAUCGACAAAGAGAGGAAAGAAUCAUCAAAAUCCUCUGAGAAAGAAGCAAUACUUCUUUUGAGCAUCGUGCAGCCGCUGCAUCAGCUGGAAGAAUCAUUUUUAUCAGCCGUGCAAGAGAGCCAAGCUGCCAUUCCAGUGUUGCAGAAGCUUCCUAUAAAGACUACCAUACAGGAACUCACUAAACACGUAACGGAGAUUCAAGAACAGUUAGUCCUGGUCAACGGAACUCUAUCUUUAACUGGCAACACAGAAGAUAUAUCACUAAUAAAGAACAUCGAAAGAUCUCUAAGUGAUCUGCGAACGUCUGUAGCUGUGGUGCAACAAUUGACAGCGAUAGAAACGCCUGGCCAGCAGGUUCUAGACGUGGAAAACGUGUCAGCAUUGCAAGCAUUCGGAAAAGCUGUCGAAGAAUUCAAGAAACACUGCUCUGUCAUAGUAUCCAGGCCCAGAGUAGUUGCUGCGAUCACUGGUACACUAGAACAGCCAACUAAAGCUGAAAUUGUCACCAUUCCUGCUAAAAUCUUACAAGAAUCCAUCUCUACCAUAGAAGAAAUCAAAACUCAAGAAGCAGAGACCUUGGAUACAGAGACCAAAAAACCGAUAACCGUGAUGAGCAUUCUAAUGCCCCCUCUUCAACAGUUAGAGCAAUCAUUCGUCGCUGCCAUUCAAGGUGAGCACGUGAUGGAGCACACAGCAGAGACCUUAGAAGACCAAGUGUCCUUCGAAACAACAAACUUAAAACCAAUACUAGAAGAAUUCCAAAAGUCAAUCGCUAUUAUCCAAGAACACAUCACAGCAGAAGCUGUGCACAGUUUGCCCGAAGCUGAGGAUACUGUUCAAUUGCAACUGAUGGCGCAGACGUUAACUGACUUGAAGACCUCAGCAGCAGCCAUUCAACAGAUAUCAGGAGGUGUGCCGGAGUUCACUGAUGAUUUAUCGAGGUCCGAAAGCAUCGCUGCUUUUGAAACGUUUGCCAAAUCUCUCCACGACCUGGUGGAAAGGGUAGCUACCAUUGAUCAGCAGCAGAUGAUCAUCGAGCCAGCGGCUGAUACUAUCUCAGAAGAUGUUUCAUCUUUGAAGACCUGGGGUGAUGUUGUUGAAGAACCGAAGGUUCAGGUUGCUGGAGCAAUGAUCAUUGAUCAGGGUACCAUUGAAUCACCUUCAGAGAUUGCAGUGUCCCUUUCUGAAGACGAAGCCCAGGCGCUGAAGACUCUAGCUAAGCCUCUUAGCGAACUUCGGGAAUGCUUGGCUCUGGUGGUCGAAGAACGCAAAUCAAUGGACGCCAAUGACGUAACCGUUGCUUUGUUUGAAAAGGAAGAUUUGGCUUUACUGAAAACAAUGGUCCAACCACUAUUGGAAUUGAGGACAGCUGCAGCAUUCGUCAUCCACGAGCAAACUGCAAUUGAGUCUGCUAAGGAGAGAUCCUUCAGUGCUGGCGGGAAAGAAGAGACACAUUUGAAUCCAUUGAUAGAACCUCUUGAAGAACUCUGUAAAUCUAUUGCCCUGAUCCAGGAUCAUAUACUAGUUGAGUCAACUGAAGAAAGACCAGCUGAUGAAACCUCUUUGCUGACGUCUUUGGUAGAACCUUUGAUUAUACUACAGAAAAGCAUCACCGUGUUAGAAGAACGUGUAUUGUCGCCAGAUGUAGCCUCAUUGCCAGAGGAAUCUAACUGGAUCAACGAAUGUUUAGCAGUUCCCUUGCAAGAGAUUGAAAGGUCCAUAGCAGAAAUUCAUGAAUGUAACGUGAUAGAGCCUGAGCCCUUGCCAGAGGAACGUUUAUCAAGAAUCAUCUCUCCUGAUUGGUCGAUAGUUGAAAAGCUCAUUCAACCAGUGGAUGUUAUACAAUCAGUUAUCCUUAACAUAAAGGGUAGUGCUGUUGGAAAAGAGGACGAAAUCGAAUACGAGGCAGUACAAACGCUGCUCCAGCCUCUUGCUCAGGUGCAAGAAAGCUUCUUACUGAUUAAGAACAAGACAGCGACCAGCGUAGAAGAAGAGGAAGCUAACAUAGAUGCUAUAGUGGACUCUUUGUCCAGCUUGGAGAAGAGUAUAUCUGUCAUCGAGGAACAGAUACAAACUUCAGUGAAGGUAGAAGAAAUGACUGAAACAGUUGGUAGCCUAGCAGAGUCUUUGGCGUCAUUGAAGCAAAAGAUCAUGACUGUAGAAGAAUCACCAACAGUGUACCUUGAGAACCUGGAACUGCCUUUGAAAAAUUUGCAGCAAACGUUAGAGAGUCUUUCUGUUCUACGAAGUGAAAAAUUGAAGCAAAAGAAGAAAGUGUCAGCUGUCCCGGUGGAAGAGGCUAUAAGACUGUCAACGAAACUUACCAUUUCUAUUAAUGAAAUAAACGUGUCUAUAGAGACUAUCGAUCGCAAAAUUGGGAGCUAUAAGGAUCUACUAGGUGUCGAGAUACAAAUUGAGAAUGAAGCUCUGAAAACGCUACCAGCACCGCUGGAGGAGCUUAAACUAGCGAUUCAACAUGUGAUGGAGUCCAAUGAGGUUGACGAAUCGUGCACUAUUUCUCUUCGAAAGCUUAAGAAGGCUAUCGCAGUGAUUUGUCAGCAAUCGGCUGACAAACCUAUAACUGAGCCGCCGCAUUUGGAAGCAGCGGAUGUUGUCGGAAUGUUGAAAUCAUUAGCGCCGAGUUUAAAUGAAUUAGAAGCAUCAGUUGAGACUGUAGAGACACUGUGGAAGGAGAACUUGAGUGGAGAAGGAUUGGUGAAAUUGGAGACACCGAUUGCGAACCUGAUGAACACAGUGAACGUCUUGUGCGAUAAGCUAAUGAGGAUGGAGGUAGUUUGGAUAGACGAAGAAAAGAAAAAGAAAGAGAAGAAAGAAAAGAUAGAGGAGGAAGAAGAAACGAUACAACAGGAGGCAGCUGAGGAAUUUAAAAUGGAAGAGGAACAUAGAAGAGAAGAAGAAAACGAGAAGCAAACGCAAGAGGAAAAAGAACAUUUGCAAAGGGAAGAAGAGGAACGUAGGAGAAAGGAAGAAGACAGACAACGAGAAGAAGAGGAAGAGGUUAAGAAGAGAGAAACAGCUGAAAGGCAGAUGGAAGAAGAACGUAAGAAGCGAGAAGAAGAAGAAAGAUUGAAACAAGAAGCAGACAAAUUGAAGGCAGAUGAAGAGCGUAAAAAGAUGGAGGCUGCAGAGAAAAUAAAGCAGGAAGAAGAACAACGUAAGCAGGAAGAGGAAGCUAAGCCACUUAAAGAGAAAGAGGAAAAUCUGAAAAAGCAAGAAGCUGAGAAACUUGAACUGCAGGAAGAAAAACUUAAGAAGGAAGAAGCUGAGAGGCUUAAGCUGGAGGAACAGAAACGUAAGCAGGAAGAGGAAGCUAAGAAAUUGAAAGAGGAGGAAGAACGUCUGAAGAAAGAAGAAGCUGAGAAGGUUAAACGUGAGGAAGAAGAACGUAGAAGGAAGGAAGAAAAAGCCAAACAGCGAAAGGAAGAAGAAAAUCGCAGGAAAGCUGAGGAAGCCGAAAGGUUAAGAAAAGAACAAGAACGAGAUACUCAGAGACGCGAAGAGGCCAAACGUCGACGCGAGGAACAAGAAAGACAAAUCAGACAAGAAACAGAAAAGAUAAGAAAAGCUGAAGAGGAGAGAAUCAGAAAGGAAGACGAGACUCGUGAACGCAGGAGGCAGGAAAGAGAACACAGAAAACAUGAAGAAGUUCAGAAAUUAUUGAAAGAGGAGGAAGAAAGAUCGAAAAGGGACGAAGAACGCAGAAGAAAGAGGAAAGAAGCUGAACAACAGUGGAAGGAAGACGAAGACGCUUUAAGAAAGAAACAAGCUGAACGUAUUGAAAGAAGAAAGGCCGAAGAGCGUCAAAAUAGGGAGGAAACGGAACGUUUGAGAAGGGAAGACGAGGAAAGGAGACACAGAAGAGAAGCUGACCGAGAGACAAGAAGAGAAGAAGCUGUGAAGGCGCUGAAAGAAGACCAAGAACGAUUGAGGAAACGACAGGAAGAAGAGACUUCGAGGCUUCUCAAACGAAGACAAGAGCAAUUAAGAGACGAUGGCUGGGCCAGGCUAAGGCAAAGUGAAUCGGAUCAGAUGUUGCGAAAAAUGACAGAGGAUACGAAGUCUUUGAAAUUUUCGAAAGUUUCUUCUGAUGUAGAAUUUUGGAAGGAUCGUCGUGAGAAACAUCAUAAGUACGAUUCAGGGUUUGAAUCUGGACUUUCCAGCACUUCUAGAUCAUACAGUUGGAGGGACUCUUUAACUUGUAUAACUAAAAGGAGAGUGGACGAUUUUCUUGACUACAAACUGAGAGACAGCUCGAUGGACAGAUAUUACUUUGACACGGGUUCGUAUUAUAGAAGAAGGAGGAAGAGGGAUGAUCGAAUUACAAGAGCAAGAUCUAUCAGUUUGCUGAAGUAUGAGGAUUAUUCGACUGAUAGCGAUGCCACCAUUACGCCUUACAGCACGUUUAAGCUACCGCGGUAUAGCAGACCGAAGACUGUAUCUCGAACCGAUCUCGAUGCAUUGACUCUUUCAUUAAAUCUGCCCAGUGUCACUGAUGGGAUGGCCCCACGCGAAAAGGGCAAGAAACCAUCAUUCUGUACAAGAUUAACAAAUAGGACUGUAGGAGUUGGUAUGAGAACGAGACUAACGUGCACCGUGCUCGGGUAUCCGGAGCCCAGGGUUCACUGGACCAAAGACGGCGAGAAACUCGAAAUCACGUCGAGCCGAUAUCGAACUCGGUUUGACAACGGUAUGGCUUACUUCGAACUGCAUGAAGCGCUCCCCGAAGAUUCCGGAGUGUAUACCUGUGUUGCCGAGAACGUUCACGGAAUCGCGACCACCGAAUCCACAUUAAAAAUUUACCCCGAUUUCCAACCAGCACUGUCACCUCCCACCUUUACGAGAUCCAUUAAAGACACUUAUCGUUAUUCGGAUAACGAUUUGAUACUGGAGUGUCGGGUCCGAGGUAAUCCUACGCCACUGAUUUCCUGGCUAAAAGACGGCUGCAUACUCCAAGGCGAUCGGUACAAGCAAAGUUACUUGGACGACGGCAUUUAUCGGUUAGAGAUUGGUGUACCAAACUCAAUGGAUAGCGGGCGUUACACGUGUAGAGCCAUGAACGACCUGCGCACGGAAGAAAUCUCGCAUGUGGUUCAAUUCGAUGAACGAACUCGACGAACGACAGCCAGACACCACGAAAUUUUCGACGAUCACUUCAGCACUGAUGCUUUGAAGAAACCAUAUUUCUCCAGCUACCUGCACGAUUAUAGUGGAAGUACCGGUCAACUUCGAGCAAAGGGCGCAUCCGCACCGGAAGUAAGAUGGUUCCGCGGCGAGAGGAGAGAUCCAAUUUCUAUACCGAAGACGAAAACAUUUGAAUCCGGUAUUCACGGGUUGCACCCACCAGAUUUCGGUGAAUUCGAAAGGAGCUCGCACAUAUCCAGAGGAACAAAUGCGUUUGCACACGUGGACCUGACUGCGAUGGACGUAAUGCCACCGAGUGGAAUCGAAAGCGGGAAACCCGCCAUGUUUGUCUCGAGGCCGGCUGAAAAUUCGAUCACCGUCACCACCGGAGAGGAUGUGAGCGUGUCGUUCAGAUGUGCUGGGAAUCCGAAACCACGGGUGUUCUGGAUGAAAGGACUAAAAGACAUCACCAACGGUCCCCGAUCAUACAAGGAAGCGAUUGAUGAUUACGUCAGACUGACCUUGAAGAGAGUUGCACCAUCGGAUGAAGGCACUUACUGCAUCUUAGUCAAAAACAGACAUGGCUGCGAUAGAAGUUUCUUUUCGAUAAAGGUGAAACAGCGGGCCAGGUCACUGACACCCGACUGGAGUACCGUCAGCAGCCGUACCGACACCGGAAGUCUUCUAGGAUUGACGUCUGACAGUCGUGACGAUGAACUGUCCUACGUAAAAAAUGUCCCUGGACCGAUUAGCAGUGAGCCAGUCGUCAUUGACGGCGGAAAGAACUGGCUAUCUCUGAGUUGGGGCAAAGCUGAACAAAGGGGGCCAGCACCUGUUAUCGCUUAUAGGGUUGACGCUUGGCUGCUUGGUAGCGACGGAGGUGCACGAUGGGUCGAGCUGGGUAUGACGCCGAUCAACGCGUUCGAUGCGUUCAACUUGAAGCCCGGCGGCGAGUACAAGUUCCAGGUGACACCGCGGAACCGCUACGGAUGGGGCGAGUCCGUCACCAUGACGAGCUCCGUUAAGGUCACCGAGACUGUCGAUCUUCCGGAGUUCACGAAAAUCUUGCCAGGUCAGCUCAAGGUUCUCGAGGGGACAACAGUAAAAUUGGAAUGCGAGAUACGCAGUGACUCGAAAGUCGAUAUAAAAUGGUACCGUGAAUCUUCUGAAAUAGAUCUGAACAACGAACCAAGGUGUUCGAUCUCACGCGACGGAUCGAAGUGUAUGCUUACAAUCGAAAACGUUCAGGAAAUCGAUUCCGGCAGAUACGUUUGCGAAGCUGGAAACUUGAUCGGCAAAGUCUCGUCGUUUGCUAGAGUGCUCGUCGUCAAUGAUCCGAAGAUCAUUGAAGCCGAUGCUAAACUUAAAUCCAGUGAGCUAGUAGACGAUCUAGAAGACAGACCACCGCAAUUCACCAUGAGAAUACGAGACAGAAGAGUCCAAGUGUCAUAUCCUGUGAGAUUGACGUGUCAAGUAACAGGACACCCCCUCCCUGAGGUCACAUGGUACAAAAAUGGCACCGAGAUCCGUCAAGAUGAGCGCCACGUAUUCUGGAACGACGAUUCGAAUUUCUACACGUUGGAAAUCGUUCAUUCCACUCUGGAGGAUUCUGGCUGUUACAUGGUGUCAGCAAGGAAUGCCAAUGGGUCGGUGUCCUGCCGCUGUAUCCUCGUCGUCGACAAGGGAAUCCGUGCUUACAUAGCUCCGGAAUUCUUGUGCGACCUCAACGCUGAAUACACGGUAAAACCAGGAGGGGAUCUACGAAUGACGGCUCAAAUAGAGGCAUAUCCUAGCGUCGGAGUCGUAUGGCACCGCGAUGGAAUCCGUCUCCGUCCAAGCAGAAGAGCAGUAAUGACCUUGAACCACGACGGUACCGUUGAACUGUCCUUGGGUAAGGUUACCGGAAGGGACGCCGGUGUUUAUAUCUGCACUGCGACCAAUGAGGUUGGCCGAGCUGAAACCUCUACGAGGGUAUCAGUUGUUGGCACUGAAAAACACGAUGAUCAAUUGUCAAUUGAUAAGACACCAAGUGUCUCUGUCGCAACACCAGAUAUACCAUAUUCAAAGGAGCCUCUGUUCAUCACGAAGCCUUUGUCCACCGAAGCGGUCGAGGGUGACACAGUCAUUAUAUCAUGUGAAGUGGUCGGUGAUCCCAAACCGGAAGUAAUGUGGCUGCGCGACUUUCUCAAGCCUGAUUACUACCGGGACGCGCCUCACUUCCGGCUGGUCGGCGAAGGACCUCAGUAUCGGCUCGAGAUACCCUAUGCGAAACUCGAUUUUACGGGAACGUAUUCCGUGAUAGCGCGUAACUGCCAUGGGGAUGCUAAGGCUGUGAUUUCUUUACAGAUCUACGCGAAAGGUCAAGGUAAAGAAGAAAAGAUGAAGAAAUCGGGGGUCACUCAUGGAAAAGUGCUAACAUUGCCGGAGGUCACAAGAGAACUGCGGGACCUAAGGUGCUGCGAUGGCGACGCUGUCGCCCUUGAGUGUAAAGUUCACGCCACACCCGAGGCACUGGUGCGCUGGGAACGCGCAGGAAAGAUUAUUCCUAUGAGUGGCGACUUCUCCUCGGAAUUCGACGGGGAGACCGCCCGUUUGAACAUCCAACACGUUUACCCGGAGGACGAGGGCGAGUACACCUGCGUGGCCUACAACGACCUCGGAAAAGCAUUCACGUCGGCGUGCCUAGUAGUGGAUGUUCCCGAAGGGAAAGAAAAUGUUUUAAGCCAAAGAUUGACCAGACCUGCAGGUCUAUUGUCAGCAGGAUCAACGCCGAGAUCGACACCGCGAUCAACGCCGAUCAGAAGCUUAUCUCCGGCAGUUUCGCAUGGCCGAGAACUAAGAUCCCCGCAAUUGUUGCCGCGAGGUAGAUCGACAUCGAGACGACCGAAGAUCUGUCCACCGAAAUUUUAUGCAGUCCCGCACAACCGGGUGGUAGAGGAAGGUGAAACCGUGCGAUUCCAGUGCGCUGUGGUCGGCCAUCCCACACCGUGGGUAAAAUGGGACAAAAAUGGCUUAGCCGUUACACCUACCGCAAGGAUCUCCGUGAAGGAACGGGACGACGUGAAAAUAUUGGAAAUCGUCGAAGUCACCCAAGAAGACGCGGGAUUAUACAGGGUGACUGUGGAGAACGAUUAUGGCCGUAUCGAGGCUAGUGCUCGUUUAGAAGUGAUAAAUCGCCAACUGCUUGGACCGGUUUCCCGAAUGAUUAGAACCAGAAGCGCCUCACCGAGGACGUAUCCAUCAUUCGGACGAAGUCUCCUCGACUCAACAACCAGAAUUAAUAGUCGACUGCAACUCCAUUGCAGCAUUAGGGGAACGCCCAGUCCAACGCCAACGUGGUUCAGAAAUGGACGACCGUUGGAACGGUCGAGCAGGAUAAAAAGAUACUUUGACGGCAAAACCGCGAGGAUCGAAAUUUCAAAGGUGAAAGCGAGCGACGCGGGUGAAUAUACCUGCGUUGCAACGAACGUCCUUGGUUCCAGCAAGAAUACGUGUCAGGUUACCGUUCUCGAUCCACAUGAUCCGUCCACUUCUGACAAAGACCCGCCGGCGUUCGUGCAAUCGCUCUCCGAAGAAUCGAUCGUCAUGGAGGGUCAUUGCUAUGAGCUUCAAACGAGACUCACAGGUACUCCACCCUUCACGGUUGUUUGGUUAAAAGACGGCCGCGAAAUACCCGACAACGAUUAUUACAAAUACGUCAUAUACGGUGACAGUGGAGUCGCUCUUCGAUUGUCAAACGUGUCUCCACAGGAUGCUGGGGAAUACACUUGUCUCGUUCGCAACGGAUUUGGGGAGACUUCUUGCAACGGCCUCUUUGCUGUUCAAGAUUACAAAGGUGUUCCGAAACUAGCGCCGCAGUUCACGAAAACUCCGGUAUCCGUUUUGGCAUCGAAAGGGGAAACCGCGUGUUUCUGCGCGCGGAUACAGUGCGGGAAGCCCAUGGAAAUCACGUGGACCAUCAAUGGAAAAAACAUUAAAGACAAUUCAAGGUGCAAGAUUGAAAAAAAUGAUAACGUGAGCAUCCUCCGAGUACACAACGUGUCAACCCAAGACACCGGCGAAAUUCGAUGCACAGCAUCCGUUGCUGGGAAUGGACCAUCGAUCAGUUGCACGGCGGAAUUGCAAUUGAAGCGAUCGCAUCACGGCCUCGAUGAUCCUUCGUCAACCCGCAACUCCAUAUACCCGGAGACAAAAGCUAAGAAAGGUACAAAUUGCAUGCGCAGCAAUUCCGCGAGAAGAACGGCAAGAGACUUUCCUCCUUCGCCCAGGAAUCAUCGACACGAGCCGCCGAUGCGCGCCAGAUCGUCCUCGUUGCCGUUGAAAUCCGUUGAUGUGAAACGACAGUCUCCUUCGCCCGCGAAAAGAAACGUUCCUCCGAGUCCAUUGCUCGGCCAAAGAAAAUUAAUCGAAAAGAAACCGAUUAACAAAAAAGAUCUCGAUUCCAAAAAGACAAAAGACAACGUGGCUCGUUUGGUCAAGGACUCGAGGGAGCCUAAGAGAACCGAAGAGAAAGACAAGAAGGUUUUGUCUUUGAACAAGGAAGAAGUGAACCCAAAGAAGGAACAAUCGUCUUUGAAAACGACAAAUGAAAUUAUUAAGGACAAUUUAGUGGAGAAUGAGGACAAAUGUUUGAAGACACCGACGUCGGAUAGUCCUGACGCGUGUAAGACUGAAAAUAGUUUGAAAGAAACUCGAGACAACUGUGGGAACUACGAUGACACGCCUAUAAUAUGCAUGGAUUGUGAUUUGACUUCGGCGGAACCGGAAGAAGCUUCCGUUUCGAAGAGUAACGAUGAGAUCGAAAUAAAAGAGAGGAAACUCGAAGCGACGAACGAACUUAUUCCGGCCGCCAUUUUGAAGGUGCCAGCUGACGUCACGGUGUUCAGGGGGAAUAGGGUGGUGCUCAGGGUCAGCUAUCGGGGUCACCCGGAACCCCGGGUUAAAUGGCUCCGAGCGGGACGAGAGCUGGCUGCAGACAAGAAAACUGCGAUCACCUGUGGCGGAGGUGUGUCUUGCUUAAUAUCAGACGACGUCACCGCUGAUAACGCUGGAAAGUACGAGGUGUCAGUAGAAAAUCAUUUGGGUAAUGACCGGCGGUGCUUCAGCGUCGCCGUAGAAGGACCACCAGACCCACCAGCGGGUGUUCCCAGCGUGUGCUGUUCUCCGGGAACAACUACCAUUAAUUGGCGAUCGUCACCGUACGACGGAGGUUGCACAGUCACUGGUUAUACCGUAGAAAUUAACCGCGCCGGGGAAAACACGUGGACGACCAUCACCGAGUCCUGUCACUCGCUGAGUCACACGGUACCCGGGAAGGACACUGCGGUUCCCGGCGAGAGAUAUCGAUUUCGCGUUCGAGCGGAGAAUAUCCACGGGGUCAGCGAACCAGGUAACGAAUCUGAGUUCGUCAGAAUCCCGAUGGAAGGCGAAAGGCAACUAUACGACGACGAAGAAGAAUUCGAUCCACCUUUCACAGCCCGAGUGGUUGAGAUGGAAGAUGGACCCCUUUUUGCCGAUCGAUACGAAGUGUUAGAGGAACUUGGCAAAGGUCGAUACGGAACAGUGAGGAGGGUGAUCGAGAAAUCCUCCGGAACGAGCUUCGCAGCGAAAUUUGUCAGGACCAUAAAGACGAAAGAUCGAGAACAGGUUCGGGAAGAGAUUCGAAUUAUGAACAUGUUGAGGCAUCCGAAGCUUCUUCUUCUCGCUGCUGCGUUCGAGAAUCCUCGAGAGACCAUUAUGAUCACGGAAUACAUUUCCGGUGGCGAACUGUUCGAAAGGGUUGUUGCCGACGACUUCACACUGACCGAAAGGGACAGUAUACUUUUUAUGAGGCAAAUCUGUGAGGGUGUUGAAUAUAUGCAUCAGAAUAAAAUAGUCCACCUGGAUUUGAAGCCGGAGAACAUAAUGUGCAGAACACGGACCUCCCACCAAAUAAAGCUAAUCGACUUUGGUUUGGCGCAAACUUUGAAGCCAGACACUCCGAUCAGAGUCCUAUUCGGCACGCCGGAAUUCAUUCCACCGGAAAUUAUAAGUUACGAGCCGAUUGGUACCGAAUCGGAUAUGUGGAGCGUCGGUGUGAUUUGCUACGUUCUGUUGACCGGUUUAUCGCCGUUCAUGGGCGACAACAACGUCGAAACCUUCGCCAACAUUAUUCGAGCGGACUACGACCUGGAAGACGAAGCAUUCGACGCCAUAUCGAACGACGCUAAAGACUUCAUUAGCGGUCUACUUAUCAAACGAAAGGAAUUGCGAAUGUCGGCAAGAAAGUGUUUAGAACAUCCUUGGAUGGCACAACACACGGAAGCUAUGAGCAGAAUAGCCUUGCCGACAGAAAAAUUAAAGAAAUUCAUUGUACGAAGAAAGUGGCAGAAAACAGGAAACGCCAUUCGUGCACUGGGGAGAAUGGCAAUCCUUUCGGCGAAUAACAGACGAAGUCCAACGACGACAGCCGAGUCGUCGCCCACGUCAGAACCUUCGUCGAAUCCAAUAAAGUCUCCGAGAGGCUCCGAAACAUCCUCGGACGAACCAAAAAAGCACAGUGUCGAGGACAAAUCCGAAACAAACUCGGAUUCAUCGAAGAGGAACGUGUAUUCCUUCUGUUACAAAACGGAGGUGAGCAUCUUUCCAGAGGAAACGUUAGACGCCUCUCUAAAAAUGGAAGAGUCGUCAGACCUUGACGACUCCUGUUUGAAAAACGAAUCUACGCGGGACCUCGCGAGAUCGUGUUCAUGGAAAACUGAGACCGAAGAGGCCCGAGAAACCGACACCACUGAGAAAACUGAGGAACAAACGGACAGAGUUCGCUCGGACGAGUUAGUUCCUUCUUCGACGGAAACUGUCGCAGAUAGAAUGGACGUCGUCACAGAGUACCAAAUGGAAGAGUCCAUCAUUAUAAAAGAAGACACUUCAAUAGUGAAAAGUAUACGUUUCGAAGAGAAAAGUUCGAGUAGUAAUUUAGAAAGUACAACGCAAUUCGACCAGGAAACGAAGAAUUAUAGCAACGUUCGAGAAGAAUUGGUAUCUAAAUUGAAAGGUGAAGAUGAAAGCUACAGUCCCGAAAGUUUCGAGACGAGUUCAACGUUGAAUUUCGAAAAGCAAAGCAUUGAUCAGGAAGAAGCGAUGUUUGAAGAAAAAGAUUCGAAGGAAAGAACAGAGCAAGAUGCCAAUGUGAGCUCGCAGAAGCCUAGACGAGUGUUUAGGGGUGACUCUAGAGACUCUGGAAUUGGUGACUGUAUUUCGAAUUUGUCUGCUUCAUUGCAACACGUAAAUGAAAUAGGUAUUUCGUCGAUUAAAGAGGAAGAAGACAACGAUAACAAUAACGGUAAAGACGUUUCAAAGCGGCCGGAACAGUUCGACUGCCGCAAACGCCCCGACAAGAUGGCCGACGUGUCGGAAGACGCUCGGGACUCGGCCGCUACGACGUUCAGUGGUGUAACUAAAGCUUCGCGUGAGAAUAAUCGGCAUGAAGAUGCCAGCGAAAUUGAGGACCCCAGGCUGCUAAUCGGUCGCAUUCGAAGUAAAUUCGUCCCGACCGGAAACGUAAGUCGCACCGCGAAACUGUUCGAAAAGGAGGCGGCAUCGUCGAAACCUGCUCCGAACAUAAGUCAGGUGUCGCAACGCGCGUAUUCCACGGUCCCAGUCGCCGCCGCGAAGCCCCAUAACGAAAGGGUACAGAAAGCGUUCGCAUUCUGGAACAAAUAAUCAAAAAAUCCGAGUAUUGCGAAGCUCAAGCGUUAAUCGGUAGUUAUUUCGACGUACGGAGCAUUCAUUUGCCAAAGAGAUUAACUUCGCAAAAGGAAAAAUAAAAAAAA
Nomia melanderi (Alkali bee) is the source of this 32399-nucleotide messenger RNA. The record is from RefSeq and is a predicted model, not a curated record. NCBI's taxonomy places the organism in Eukaryota, Metazoa, Arthropoda, Insecta, Hymenoptera, Halictidae.